GGUCAUAACUUCGUCGACAACACAGGGAGAGUUUAGUGUUUUCAUUUUCUGUACCGAUUAGUUUGAGUAUAUACGAGACUUAAGUUUAAGUGAUUUUUGGUGCUUACUUUUAUUUGGAUUAUUAUUGUGGUUUUAUUUUAACAAUAUGGCUAAAAAUUAUUCGCAUUGUCCUCUGAAAAAGAGACCCAUCGUUUUCGAAGAUAUACCAGAAGAACCGGAAAACUUAUCGACAAAACCGGAGGAUCUGAGCCGUAGCGGCCGUUUGGCAUCAAUAUCGCCCCCGUCGUCGCCAGCUAUAUCCCCUUCUGCUUCCCCACAAUCAUCCCUGACGCAUUCCCCGCCUUCAUCGCCUCCAAUAUCGUCUCCAUCGCCGACCCAUUUCAUGUACCAAGCCCCCAUAAAAGUAGAACCUUUACGAGAAUACCCAGUACCGAUAAAUCCCGAAUACGCCCCCCAAACUUGGCACCGAAGCGUCGCUCCAAUGUACCACCCGGCCUACCACCCCUACGUGUACCCUUACCACGAGAAUAUGUACAUGGGCCCCACAUCCCCUUACAGCGACAGCAGCUCCCUGUCGCCGCCCCACCAGAUGCAACAACCUCUGCAACCGCUAGCUUUGAGACCGACGGUUUAUUCCUCGUUGGAUCAGAACAGUUUGAGUCCAAAUAGUUCGACGACUUCUCCGCCGCCCCAAACGGUGCCGUCGGCCGAGGAUUUAUCGGAGAAAAGGAGGGCGGGCGUCAGACACCAAUGUCCGGAUUGCGGGAAAAGCUACUCGACCUUUUCCGGUUUAUCGAAACACAGGCAGUUCCAUUGCGCGGCCGGAGGAGACGGUCCCAAAAAAUCGUUCAGUUGUAAAUAUUGUGAAAAAGUGUACGUUUCAUUGGGGGCUUUGAAAAUGCACAUCAGGACCCAUACGUUGCCUUGCAAGUGCACCAUUUGCGGUAAAGCCUUCUCGAGACCUUGGUUGCUGCAAGGUCAUAUUAGAACCCAUACGGGGGAGAAGCCCUUUUCGUGUACUUAUUGUAAUAGGGCUUUCGCCGAUAGGUCGAAUUUGAGGGCGCAUCUUCAGACCCAUUCCGAUAUUAAGAAAUAUUCUUGUUCCACUUGUAGUAAGACGUUUUCGAGGAUGUCUUUGUUGACCAAACAUACCGAAAGCGGUUGUACGUUGAUGCAUAUCGAAAAAAUAUGCUGAAAAAAAAAAAAACAAAAAACAAAAAAAAAUUCGUUGAUUCAUUAUUAAUUGUGCCUUUUUAUUCAAAGACUGACUAUAAAAUAUUAUAUAUAAUAUUGUAAAUAACGCCUUUUUAGUAUUACAUCGGGAAUUUAAUAUAUUUUUCUUCGUGUAUAAUAAUUUUUUUUCAAAACAGAUAUUUUUCUAGUCAGAAGAAACGUUGUAGUUUCUUUGUUAUAUAUUGCCAUGUAUAGUGCCU
This is a messenger RNA of Diorhabda sublineata, 1433 nucleotides long. Its product is annotated as protein snail homolog Sna-like. NCBI's taxonomy places the organism in Eukaryota, Metazoa, Arthropoda, Insecta, Coleoptera, Chrysomelidae. The coding region runs from base 146 to 1195 and encodes 349 amino acids. The record is from RefSeq and is a predicted model, not a curated record. Gene Ontology annotation, biological process: regulation of DNA-templated transcription. Gene Ontology annotation, molecular function: DNA-binding transcription factor activity, RNA polymerase II-specific; RNA polymerase II cis-regulatory region sequence-specific DNA binding. The transcript is spliced from 2 exons.